Dermochelys coriacea (leatherback sea turtle) is the source of this 5802-nucleotide messenger RNA. Its product is annotated as phosphate carrier protein, mitochondrial-like. Gene Ontology annotation, biological process: mitochondrial phosphate ion transmembrane transport. Gene Ontology annotation, cellular component: mitochondrial inner membrane. Lineage: Eukaryota; Metazoa; Chordata; Testudines; Dermochelyidae. The transcript has a single exon. Gene Ontology annotation, molecular function: phosphate transmembrane transporter activity. The record is from RefSeq and is a predicted model, not a curated record. The coding region runs from base 2048 to 3271 and encodes 407 amino acids.
UACCUCACAAAACUAACCAACCAACCAACCAAAAACCUUACCAAUUAGUUCUAAUUUGCAUCUGGACAGAGACCAAGAAACCAAUGGUCAUAAGGAGUAAAUUCUUUGAGUCCAGGAGUGGUUCUUCCAGGGCAGGCAUGAGGCACACUAAAUCUUCUCCAGUUCUCUUUGCAUCCCCAAACUGCCAGUAAAGUCAGGGAAGUUCUGGUGUGUAAGGAAUUCAAGCCCAUAAAUAAAGCAUGGCAGAGAAGCUUACAUUGAAGAUAUUGUAUUCUAAGAUUCCUUGGUAGGGGGAGUAUUUCUUAUUCUGUGUUUGUACAGCACCUAGCAUAAUGGCCCUUGAUCCUCUGGCCCUGCUGUAAAACAAAUAAUAAAAUAAUAAUAAAAAAGAACAGUAACAGAAAUUAAAUAUAAAUAUCGACUGCUACAUAAUAUCAAGGGUCUGAAUUAUUCUCAUAAAGGCAAGCAAACUCAAAGCUGAUUCUGCAGGUCAGAUCUUUAGCUGCACCAGAGCUCAGAGCUGAAAGAGGUGGGGAGCACAAGUGACCGUUACCCAACUUUGUGCUCCUUUGAUCCUUGAGACCAGUUCUUCUCCCUGUAAAACUUAGGGCAGCUUUAGAGCUGCUCUAAAUUACACCUGGCUGCAAAAAAGACUGUUUUACAGCCAGGGACUGCUCAAAUGCAGCAGGGUUCUAGUCUUCACCUCUUUGAUAGCUCUGACAUGCCCCUUAUUUCGGUGUAGUGAGAGGGUGGCAUAGAGUUAGUACUGGGGCCCUAUACAAACAGUGGGGCUUCCUCUACACCAGGGGAAUCCUGACUGUUUUGAGUUACCAAAGCAGCAUUGCCAAGAACUGGGAUCUGGCCCUCCAUUCUCAGCCCAUGCUGUUGGGAGGGGACCACAAUGCUCUGGUCAGUUUUUCUGUAUAUAUUUAUUCAUCCUUUUUAUAUAAAAACAAAAACAAAAUUUUAAGCUGAAAAAAUUAAUUAGAUCCUUGAAAUUUCUAUUUUCUAUAAUAUCUGUAAAGCUCAGGAUAUUAACUAGAGUAUCAAGGUGAAGUGAGGCUUUUCUGCUCUUAUUGAAGUUCUGAAGUAAUCAAUACAAUAACCUCAAAUGAGUUUGUGUAUUUGAUGGAUGUUGUACAACUGGAUGUAAAAGGCACAACAUGCUGCAUGAUAAGUUAUAGCCAAGUGAUAAUGGUUGUCAAAAUGAUGAUUAAAAAAUGGCUGUGAUUGACCACAGCCUGUGAUUGACCCCAUAGGAACGGCCUGGUGGGACCUGUCAUUUCUAUAGACUUGGGGCUCCAGAUCAGGAUGGAUUGCUAUAUAUUGGGACCUGCUGAUUCCAUGGGCCUGGACACUAGGAUCUCAAAUGGACCACAGCAGCUGGGAGUUGUCUCACAAACUGAUGCUGGGUCCCACUGUUGUAGAAGAGUGUUACGGAUGAAGUCCCAGAAACUUGGAGAUUUUUUUUUAUGGAAAACCCUUGUUUGCAUAUUUGCAGGAUAUUCAUCACUUUAUUUCCACAAAAAUCCCCACCCUCACUCCGCCAGUCAUUUCUGCCUGCGCCUCCCCUUGCAUUUUCCCUGUAGCCCUCAAUUUGGGUCUCCGCCGUUUGCCAUUUCGGUGAUACCAACAGGCUCUCCUCUCCCCACUCAACUCUCUCCCUCUCCACCACUUCUCUCUAGUUCCCUACAUCUGCCCUCAAGUUUUCUCCUGUCCUCCCCAUCUCCCCUGCCACACUAUGCUCCCUGAUGCCGCAUGGAGCACGAGUCCCCCACCCACCCAGGGCCAUAGAGAUAUGGCUAGAGCUGACACACUGUCACCCUGUCCGUCGUGCUGGCGCUCUACCCAUGCUUGUGGCGGACGGGCUGGGCUACACUCUAGGCAGAGGCUCUAUGGUUAGAAUCCUGUGGCCUCCGAAGGGCACUGGCAGUUGAAACGAGCCUGAGGCAGGAGGCCACGACGACGGCCCCAGAGACGCGCAGCCCCCCCCCCCCGCCACACCACACCAGAGGAGACGGCAGCAGGGCCCCUCCACACCCCAGAGAUGGCCCAGCUCCCAGGGGACCCAGAGGGGUGCAGGCCCCAGAGCAGCUGGGAGAUGGGCAGCAGCCCGGCCUCCCCUGCUCAGCAUCCAGCCUGGCUGUGGGCAGCCGUCUUCCCCACACUCUGCAGCCUGGGGAGGAGUGACAGCAGCACCGCCCUCCCUCAGCACAGUGACCUGAGCAGCCAGGAGGAGGUGCAUCUAGGGGCCCCAGAGAGGAACAACAGCAGCACCGCCCCUCGUCCUGAGCGCCAGUUCCGGCUAUGGGCGGCCGCCUUGCCUGCCCUCUGGGGCAAGGAGGAAUACAGCUGCGAGCAUGGCUCUGCGAAGUAUCUGGCCCUGUGUGGCCUAGGUGGCGUGGUGAGCUGCGGCCUGACCCACACGGCUGUGGUGCCGCUGGAUCUGGUGAAGUGCCGCAUGCAGGCAGAGCCUAGUCGCUACCGGGGCAUGCUGCAGGGCUUUGCUCUCACCGUGGAAGAGGAGGGGAUGCGUGGCCUGGCCAAGGGAUGGGUCCCCACCUGUGUGGGCUACUCUAUGCAGGGCCUCUGCAAGUUUGGCUUAUAUGAAGUCUUCAAGCUGCGCUAUGCUGACAUGUUGGGACCUGAGCGAGCCUACCUGUGGCGGACCAGCCUCUAUCUGGCCGCCUCAGCCAGUGCCGAGUUCUUCGCUGAUAUUGCUCUGUCCCCCAUGGAGGCAGCCAAGGUGCGAAUCCAGACGCAGUCAGGUUACGCCAACACAUUACGGGUGGCUCUCCCCAAGAUGUACCUUGAGGAGGGGUUCUGGGCCUUCUACAAGGGGGUGGCUCCACUCUGGAUGCGCCAGAUCCCCUACACCAUGAUGAAGUUUGCCUGUUUUGAGCGCACCUUGGAGGCCCUCUAUGCCUAUGUGGUGCCCAAACCGCGCACUGAGUGCUCCAAGGCUGAGCAGCUUGGCGUCACCUUUGUUGCUGGCUAUGUAGCCGGUAUCUUCUGUGCUAUAGUCUCCCACCCAGCUGACUCUGUGGUGUCUGUGCUCAACAAGGAAAAGGGCAGCAGCGCUGUGGAAGUCCUCAAGAAGCUAGGCUUCAUAGGAGUGUGGAAGGGCCUCUUUCCCCGCAUCCUCAUGAUUGGCACCCUCACAGCCCUGCAGUGGUUCAUUUAUGAUUCAGUCAAGGUCUAUUUCAGGCUCCCUCGGCCCCCACCACCAGAGAUGCCUGCAUCACUGAAAGAGGGGUUUUUCUUUAAGUAGAUUCAGCCCAUAGAUGCUGCAUUGAGAGUUAAGUUCCUGCUGCAUUGUACUGUUUCAUUUGUGACUCUGUUUCAGGCUCCUGGACCAACUCCCAUCUCAAAAAGCUACCUCUCCAGAUAGAGACUGAUGGGAGUGGUUAGCCUUUUCCCAUAGACCUUGCAGUUACACUGUCACUUCACUACAUCGUUCAUUCUGCCAAUUUCAGGUUCCAACCAUCAUCUUAGAUGCUCCCAUCUCUGGACUUUUGCCUAGACAUGAAUUUACAUUUAGCAGCUCUGUUAAAGAUCUGUCUCUGCAAAGGCUUAAAUCUAUCAUUAUGUGGCUCUUAAUGCCUGUGUUUAUUUUGUUUGCCAUGGAUAGUGACUCUGAAAACUUUGAAACACAACAGAGUCAUAUUCCCCUGUUGUAGAGAAAAUUGACAUGUAUUUUAAAUGGGUGCUUAUUUUACACUCAUAUACAAUAUUUAGUGGAACCAAAACAUUAAAAAUGGCUAUGAAUAAUAUAAGUUAAUAUGUUCAGAAUAUAAUAAUUUACAGUAUCCCUAGACAAAAGUGUUUAUCCACAUCGUUUAUUGGAAUUGCAUAUUUGCAACUUUGUUUACGGAAUGUUAUAUUUUGAAAGGUUAGAAUAUUAAUGACAGUUAUUUAUGUGUGUUUGAUAUAAAACUGCUGAGAUGUUUGAAGGAGUAUUUGUUAAUGGUUGAUUAUACAAAGGUGUCCUGGCUCCCAAAUUAGAAAAACUGGGCAUAAAAUAGAGUUAAUCCUGCUUACCUCUCACUUACAUACCUUAUUUUUAAUAAAUAAUUUGGGAUAGAAAAAUAAGUAUAAUAUGCCCUAAUUUGGUGCCAUUUCUAUCUCUUAUGUGGCAAACACCCUCCUUUAUUUAAACAUAGAUCAAAUUGAUGUGUGCUGUGGGUUUUCUUCGAUAAAAGGGAUAUGGGCAUGGUGUAACUUAAAUGAGAUAUGGCCUGCAAGUCACUCAUUUAUGCAAGAAUGCCAGACAUAAUAUACAUCUGAACAUAAUUUUUCCAAGAAUGUUAUUUAUUAAAUGUUUAGAAAUGUUAUGUGGAAAUUUAAAUAGUUAACAAAGCAAAUAAAAAUGCUUUUUGUCCUGUGGGAAAUCAUUAUUUAUAAAAGUGUUUUAGUCACUGUGGAAAUACAGAAUCUUUAUGGAAUUGCUGCUGUUAUAGUAAGACAGUAAAUUAACUGUAGUACACAGAUCAUGUGCUGUGGGCAUUUACAGUUGUUUGAAUGGAAUGACUAAGACAAUUCUGCAACAUUUCUAAAUAAAUGUAAAAAUAUAGUGUUCUGUUCUUGGGGCCUAAUCCAAAGUCCAAUGAAAUCAGCUGAAAGAUUCCGAUUGACUUCCCUGGGCUUUGGAUCAGUUUCCUGGAGAAUUAAAAUAGCCACAAGAAAUGGCCAAGAAAGAUGUGACCAGAAGUGUACAUUUCUUUUACCUUUUUGAAAUGCUUGCAUGGUAUAUACUACAUUAGACAAAACAUCAAAUGGCCCACAACAAGCUGCUGUUCUACAUCUUGAAUUCACUGACAUGCUAAAAGGGUUAAAAAUCUCAACAUAUAUAUUACAUGCCAGUGUUUCUCAACCAGGGGUCUGUGGCCCUCUGGGGGGCUGCAAGGAGGUUUCUGGGGGUUUGCCAAGCAGGGCCAGCUUUAGACUUACUGGGGCCCAGGGCUGAAAGCCAGAGCCCCACCACAUGGGGCUGAAGUCCUGGACUCUGAGCCCCACCACAUGGGGCUGAAGCUAAAGCCUGAGGAAUGUAGCUUUGCCAGGGCUCCUGUGGCAUGGGUCCCCAGGCAAUUGCCCUGCUUGCUACCCCUUAACACUGGCUAUGGCUUUUAUAUACAGAAAAGCAGUUGUGGCACAGGUGGGCUGUGGAGUUUUUAGAGCAUGCUGGGGGGGCCCCAGAAAGAAAAAGAUUGAGAACCCCUGUUAUAUGCCAUCUUUCAGGUAAACAGUUGUAAAGAAUAAGCAAUGACAGAGCUGAAAGAAUCAGUUCUUUAGCUUGAUGUCAGAAAAAAUCCAAAGACACCUUCUAUUUUCAAUACACGUAAUUUUGGAAGCACAGAGAAAUGUUCAUUAACUCUCAUUUAUGUUUUGCAAUUGAAGCUGAAAACAUAUGAGUUUUACAAUGAUACUAAGCUUAACUAAAGUUUAUUGGCAUCCCAGCAAUUAUAUUGAAAUUAGCAAUUGUUUAUGGAGCACAGUAAUUGAUAGACCAGGCACUAACAUCCCAGUCCCAUGGAGAUGUGGGAGAAGUAUUCAUUUAAAAGUACAUGUCUACAUGCAUCCGACGAAAUGGGUAUUCACCCACAAAAGCUUAUGCUCCAAUACAUCUGUUAGUCUAUAAGGUGCCACAGGACUCUUUGCCAUUUUUACAGAUCCAGACUAACAUGGCUACCCCUCUGAUACAUUUAAAAGUAGUGAGAACUGUACUCUCAUCAAAUAUGUAAGCAGCUAUCACUUUCCAUUCAUCUUGUUCCUCUCACCAUUGUUGCUGUUAUACAUCUUUUU